AUGUCUACCACAAAAGCCUCGAGGAUCGGUGAAGAAACGAGGGUUGACAAAGUCAAUGCGGAGUUAGUCACAUUGACUUAUGGUACAAUUGUUGCACAAUUAUGUCAGGACUAUGACUCAAACUACCAGGAAGUGAACAAACAAUUAGACAAGAUGGGCUACAAUAUUGGUAUGCGACUUAUCGAAGACUUUCUGGCAAAGUCGGGCGUCGGCCGAUGUUCCAACUUCCGGGAAACAGCAGACAUGAUCGCAAAAGUCGGGUUCAAGAUCUUUCUUAACAUCUCGCCUACCGUAACGAAUUGGACCAGCGAUAAUAAUCAGUUCUCUCUUGUCUUCGACGAAAAUCCGCUAGCCGACUUUGUCGAGUUGCCAGAUGAUGGAAGGGCGCAGGAUGAGCUGUGGUUUUCUAAUAUUCUGUGUGGUGUCCUGCGAGGUGCUUUGGAGAUGGUUCAAAUGCAGGUCGAAGCGCAUUUCGUUAGCGAUGUGUUGCGGGGUGAUGAUACUACAGAAAUGCGGGUAUCUCUGGUUAGAUAUAUUGAAGAUGAAAUGCCACCGGAGGAGGAGUAACAAGCAUAUGGAAAACAAGAAUGCUGUAGAGGGUUGUGGCGUACGGUGUUUGGGAUUCGAUGGCCUCUGUUCU
Messenger RNA from Aspergillus nomiae NRRL 13137, 640 nucleotides. Its product is annotated as TRAPP complex core subunit BET3. The transcript is spliced from 4 exons. Gene Ontology annotation, cellular component: cis-Golgi network membrane; TRAPP complex; cytosol. Gene Ontology annotation, biological process: intra-Golgi vesicle-mediated transport; endoplasmic reticulum to Golgi vesicle-mediated transport. The record is from RefSeq and is a predicted model, not a curated record. Bases 1 to 567 code for a protein of 188 amino acids. Lineage: Eukaryota; Fungi; Ascomycota; Eurotiomycetes; Eurotiales; Aspergillaceae.